Molecule: messenger RNA, 5457 nt
Organism: Leucoraja erinaceus (little skate)
Lineage: Eukaryota; Metazoa; Chordata; Chondrichthyes; Rajiformes; Rajidae
Product: ETS-related transcription factor Elf-1-like
Exons: 9
Coding region: 2463-4469 (668 amino acids)
Biological process (GO): regulation of transcription by RNA polymerase II; cell differentiation
Cellular component (GO): nucleus
Molecular function (GO): DNA-binding transcription factor activity, RNA polymerase II-specific; sequence-specific DNA binding
Source: RefSeq, a predicted model, not a curated record
AGGUGGAUUAAUGCAGCACCUUAAUCUUGGAUCACAUGUUUGCCUGCACUUAUCAGUUACCGAGGUGCAUGCUGUUGAAAUCGAGGUGAUGUUGUUCGCAGGUCAUCUACUUUCAAAGGCGAUCUGUAAACUGUAAAAUGAAGUGGCAAAUGACAGUAAAACCAGCCUCUCACUGUUGCAGUAAAACCGGUCCUAGUGGUGAUUAACGACAUUCAGUCUGGAUGUCCACUCACGUACACAACCUGUGUGUGCGCUCAAUAGAGAAUUAGUAGGCAUUGUACUAAACGUAUUGAAGCUUUCAGUGACGUGCAGAGAAACCUCUUACGUUUCAAGUAUUUGUGGGGAGAGAUUAGACUGUGAGGAAGAAGGGAGUGGCAGUAAAGUCUGACUGAAUUUGUGUUAAUCAUGCUGAGGGAGACGGAAAUUAAUCUCAGCAGUUUGAGUCAUGUUCAGGUGUCUCUGGAAAGGAGUUUACUUCCCAAUUCUUCACUUAGUUCUGUUUAGACAAUUAUCUGUACAAUGUGGAUCUGACCCCAUAGUCCUCUCCAGCCUUUGCACUCACGCAACAUGGUGCAUUCUUGUUUUGCUGGGUUGCCAAAGGUCAUGAAAUGGAUUUUAAAAACAACACAACAUUUAGUGUGCACGGAUCCUCCUUUAGACAUAGGAUGCAUUUUUGUGUGAGUGCACACCUGUCCAUUCAUUCCAGUGAAUUUGUUUAUUCAGUGCCUCUGUCCCCCAUACCAAAGUGCAGUAAUCUAACCAACGAGGCCUCCAUUUUACUCUCAGAUUCUAGGCGCAUAAGAAUAGGAGCAUGGUGUUUACCACCACAAUUGCAAUGUACAAGUAAAUUAUACCAUGGCUGAACUGGAUCUUAAUCCGUUGCCUAACUUGUUUCUGUACUCCUUGUGUACAAAAAUGCUACCAGUGUGUUUUCACAGUUUGAAAUGAGUUAAGUCCAUAAGUAUGAAGAAACAUGAGACUGCACCAUUCAGAAGUGCAUCAAGGGGAUUAAGUUCUGCAUUUCCAUCACCAUUUUUUGACAGAACAUUUCUUGGUGUUAGACACAAAAUGUUGGAGUAACAGGCAUCAUCUCUGGAGAGAAGGAAUGGCUGAUGUUUUGGGCCAAGACCCUUCUUCAGACUUUGAACACACUUGUUCCUACACACGUCUUGAUGUUACUCUGGUGGAGAUUCCUCGGUUUGCACUGCUCCUCCAUAGGAAAUAGUUUUGGUCUAUCUAUCCUAUCAGCUCUCUCAAUUGCCUUGUAUAGCUUCAUAAUCCUCUAUCCUCAAAAGGGAAUACGCUGAAAAUCUUCAUAAAUGUUGGAAUGUUUAAUUCUGAUUAUAUGAUACAGAUUCAAUGCCUUUAUCAAAUGUGAGACUAGCGAUACAAUGAAAAUGCAUCAAAAGUUUUGUAUGUGCUAAAUCAGCUAAUAGCUGUGUCUUGUUGUUUCAAGCUCCUCCCAAUCCUAUACUUUUAAUUCUACUAUUGUCUACUAUAAACCUACUAUAAACACUCCAAUGAUUGACAUCAUGCAUCACACAAAUGUUGCUUUGAUGUCAGAAAUACUGAGGUUGAGCGGGAAAAAUAGAUCAGCCAUGAUUGAGUGGCAGAGUAGACUCGAUGGGCUGAUAUGCCUCAUUUUGCUCCUAUGGUGGUGGUCAUGUCUCAAAUUAAAUAAAUUAUCUUAAAACAAAUAGCUUGAUAAACAAGGUUCAGGUCAUCUGGAAAUAUGCAGGAAUGUUAUAAAGACAUUGCCCUUUUAAUGGAGCCAAUCCAGAGCAUUUUGGCUUUGAAUUCAACCCUCAAAAGGUGGGGGCAGGGUGGACAAUGUGCGAUGCAAGCACGUAAAUAUUAAAUAUUAUUUUGCUAAGCACCUCCUUUGUCGGAAGAAGACUUUAUGAACUUUCUUCAGUGUCUUUGCCUACUCUUUGAUCCUGACAUUACAAAAGACUUGUGCCAGCUUGUAUGCUGGAGUUUUGCUGAUUACUUCACCUCAAACAGGAUAUUCAAAUGCAAGGUGACCUUUGCACCAAUGUGCUGCACAACAGAAAAGGAAAGUGUGGGUUAUCGUGGAGUUUGCGUUUGAAAACUACGCUGGCCUCUCAUUGAAAAACUUUGAAGAUUCAAACAGGAGAGAAUAUUAAUAGAACAACUUGGACUGUUCAGGAAACAUUUGACUGUGGAAACAGGAUCCAGGACAGGAACUCUCUGCUUUCACACCCGAAGUUUCAAAUCCCUCUUUGCUGCUUUGGAAGUUCAAGUUUCUUUGGGACUCGUACCAACUCUGUAAGCUUCCAUUUAAGCUCUGAACCUACAGCCAGCUAUGAACUGAAGUAUUUGUAGUUUGAUGGCAACCAAUAUACUUUGAUGAGGAGGACCUUUUCCAAUCUCAAGUGGAUUAACUCAUCUAUUACUGUAGCACGAGGAAUGUACUACCAUGGCAACAGCAGUCAAGCAAAAUGAACGUGCUUCAGUUUGCAAGUAAUGACAUGGAAAGUGCCCAGGAGGUAAGAUGCUCUCCACACAUAGCCCGUAAAGAUUGUCCGCAGAAUACCUCGAACAGUAAGAAAAUAUUUUCACUGGCUGGUAGGUCGUGCAUCUUCCCUGCUGUCAUUGUCGAACAAGUACCCAAUGCAGACCUGAUGCAGGACUACUCUGGUCUUGCUAGUGAUGAAGAGACAAAUGGGAUGAUUAACGACAGUUUGCUGGAUAUUGUGGAGGAACAGGUUAUUGGAGAGGAGAUCACCGUUCCAGUGGAGGCAUCCUGUCAGAAUGGAGAGGAGUCAAUGGAAACAAUUGAGGCGGCUGAGGCUCUGCUCAACAUGGACUCGCCCGGCCCUGCCGUAGAUGAGAGGAGGACAACUCAUAUGCUCAUGCCAUCAGUGAGUGGGGUGAUCACCGCUCCCUUCACACACAUCUCUAUGCGGGCAGAUGGAGUUCCUGAGGUGGUGGAAAAUGCAGAAGCCAUUAUAUUGACGGAGGAGACUGCCCAGCAACAGAUGGCCAGCGAAUCGAUGGAACAUACCAAAAAAAGAAAAGGGCGUAAACCGAGACCACCUCGUCCAUCUUCACCCGUGGCGAAUCCAGACCUCCCUGUGAAGAGGAAAAACAAUGGCAAAGGAAAUACAAUCUACCUCUGGGAGUUCCUUUUGGCUUUGCUCCAAGACAGGAAUACGUGUCCGCGCUAUAUCAAAUGGACUCAGAGGGAGAAAGGCAUCUUCAAGUUGGUUGACUCCAAGGCUGUGUCCAGGCUCUGGGGCAAACACAAAAACAAGCCGGACAUGAACUAUGAGACCAUGGGCAGAGCUCUCAGAUAUUAUUACCAAAGAGGAAUCCUUGCCAAGGUGGAGGGGCAGCGCCUGGUGUAUCAGUUCAAGGAGAUGCCCACGAAUCUAAUCCGCUUUGAUGAUGAUGGUGAUGACCCCAGUAACAUUUCUGAAACCCGGGAAAAUUCUUCACAACUUACAACAUACAAGCUUCUGGCGACUUCGGAAUCUCCUUCGUCGGUAACAAUCCUGCCAUCGUCAAUGGUCAUGAGUUGUAUCCAAACCCAGAAGCCCAGGGUUUCCUCGCAUGUGAUGAUGUCGAGUGGGAUGGAAGCUUUGCCCCAUCCCUCCACUGCAGUCAACUCAAUGAAAGCAACUUAUGUUGGAGAGACGGAGCAAGGGUCAGUGCACCUGCUGUCACCAGAAAUGUUGAGAGAUGUUGAGCCCCUUCACCACGCGCAGCAACCCAAUGUUCUCAACACUGUGCAGGUUGUGCGGUCGGCUCCGCCUCGCCACGAUGAGAAGGUCAACGAUGGAGGCAUCCCUUUGUCGGCACCAGUGACUCUAUCGACACAGUCAGUGAGAACAAUAAAGAGCCCAUCACAGGUUCCAGUGGUCGUAUCACCAGGAGCUCAACGAAUUGGUACUGUUACGUUGCAAACUGUUCCUCUCACGACUGUGAUCACGAGCACUGAUUUAGCCAUGUCCUCUCCCAAGUUCAUUUUCCAAACAGUUCCAUCUUCCCAUCAAGGGACUGUACUGAAAGAAAACGUCACCUUGCAAGAGAAGUCGCUCAUUGCAAAAAUAGUUACACCCACCUCUCUCGCUGUCCACGGUACCAGUUUUCGGCAAGUUCUUCCCGCCAGCCCACAGCUGCCAGAUAAUACAACACACGCCGUGUCUUUGUCCAGCGUGAUGGGUGCCGCCACUCCUGUGGUGACCUUCGCCGCUACCAGUCAGCAGGUUAUGAAUCAACCGCAGGGCACAGUCUUCACAUCUGUGAUCAAAGCGCCAGAAACCAAGCAAACUGCCACACAGACUGUGAUCAAGCAGGAAGAUCAGAUAGAGGCCAUGGGAACCAACCCGCAGAGUGAUCAUAGAAUCCGGCAGUCCCAUGUUAUUGUGCUCACAAACACGGCAGUGCUUCCUAAUCAUGUGCUGUUUGGAGCAGGGGAGCACCGGGAAGUGGACACACAGUGACGCUGCGAGAUUCCUUUUCCACGCUUCCGCAUCUCCAUUCCCAAAUAUUGUUUCAAACUAGACCUACAACAUGUAAUGUUCAACUCAACCUGUGCAUAGUUUUAAUGUUAAGCAUAGAAGGUUACAGGGCAAAGGUGCGACUGAACUGGAGGCAACGGGCAGAUGUUAGAAAUAUAAUAAUGGGGCAUUGGCUCCGACAGAUGUCUUUUUGUUUCUGGAUGACUUUGUUAUAAGGAGAAUUUUGAACUUUUUUUUCAAAAGUGAGUUGCAUUUCUUACAAUGGCAGCACACUCCCCUACAGAAACUGUAUUAUAGAUCUUGUGGCCUUUUGUGGAUUGGCACAGUAUGGCCUUGCAGUGGGAGUGCUGUUACACUGGCAUUGUGGUUGUUUGUGCUGGAUAUUGAACAUGCUGUACAUGAGAGCUCUUGGAUAAAAUGAUCAGUGAAAUAUAAACGGCAGCUCUUUUGAUACAUAGAUCCGCAUGGGUGGUUAAGCCUCAUUUUACUUAAUCAUAAAGAAACCAAAAUCUUUCUUCUCCUGUUGUAUUUUAGAAAAAGAAAGCAGAAUAUUUUGCUGGCUUGUUUCACCAUGACCUUUGCUCUUCUUUUCCUAUUAUAAAUUGUACAAACUUUAUUAGGAAUCAAAUGGGUGAACAAAGUUAACAGUAUUUGUUUGUUUGGAUGGGCUUUUGUCAGUGGGAUUCUUUAUAAAGGAAUUAUUCAAGGGGGGGUUUAUUUGUAGCAGGAACCUUCAGCUUCACAAUGUAUAUAUUAAAUGAUAAUGUUUCCUUGGUUUUGUAAAUAAUGUAUUUCAUGUUCUAUUUUUGAGGUUGAAUGAAUAUUUGAACUCUGAUUGCCAGCCCUUUUUUUUUUUUUUAAAGGUACAUUUUGUAUAGUUUUGAGAGAUGAUGUUAAAACCAUAAUGUUUCCAUGGGCAUUUUUAGAAUGAACAUGUGUCAAGGCAAAAAAUAAAUAAUUUUAGUUGCUA